CAAUACAUGGUAUUUUCCCCCGUAAGCGAGGAUCAGCUAGCGACAAUUGAUACACUUCGUGAUAACCACUACAAACAACUCCGCUUCACUUACUUCCAAGACCAGCACACAUUAAUUGUUAAAGUUGGCAUGCCUGGAGGAGUUCAUGGACAAGCUACAGAGGACUUUUCAUACAUGCUUCGGAAGAAGACCAUUCCGAUGAACCUCGCUCGUGAGCUUAAAAAUAUGGGCAGUACGAGGUAUCAAGCCAUUACAAGUUCUAAUGAAGCGGAUUCAGCCUUCAGACCCUCAUCGUCCCGCCCUACCAUAGCCCACUGGCCAACUGUAGUGAUUGAGUGUGGGGUUUCAGAAGGAUUGAACCAGUUGAAGAUGGAUGCUUGCUGGUGGCUAAACAGCUCCUCUGGAGAUGUCAAUAUUGUUCUCAUCAUAGCAAUCAAGCAAGCAAACAAAGUAAUACAUAUUGAAAAAUGGGAAAUGGUCACAGUACCAAAUGAACAGGAUAUACAAGGCAGUGCCAAUGAUUUUCGCAAGACUCCUGCCCACACUGGAGAGGUUGAUAUCUUAUGGCCCAUUGCUGCCACUGGUUCAUUGACACUCGAGUUUGAGAAAGUUUUCCUCCGCUUACCUGUUCCUGAUACCUCAGAGGGUGACAUAAUUUUUUCUGUGGCAGAUCUCGAAGAGUGGGCAACAGAUAUCUGGAGUGCGCUACCA
Molecule: messenger RNA, 711 nt
Organism: Tuber aestivum (summer truffle)
Lineage: Eukaryota; Fungi; Ascomycota; Pezizomycetes; Pezizales; Tuberaceae
Source: the annotation of a GenBank genome assembly